Archocentrus centrarchus (flier cichlid) is the source of this 1587-nucleotide messenger RNA. RefSeq names its product CRELD disulfide isomerase 2 (gene creld2). The transcript is spliced from 10 exons. The record is from RefSeq and is a predicted model, not a curated record. NCBI's taxonomy places the organism in Eukaryota, Metazoa, Chordata, Actinopteri, Cichliformes, Cichlidae. Gene Ontology annotation, molecular function: calcium ion binding. Bases 212 to 1297 code for a protein of 361 amino acids.
AAUCAAGAAGCUGACGCGGAAAACUAGAACUGCAUCGUUUUUUUGUUUUUUUCAUGUAACCGGUAUGUAAAUACCACUUUGUCACGCUUUGCAUAGAUAACGCUAUCUUUAAUUUAAUGUCAGGAGCACCUCGUUUAGAUGUGUCCGACCAUUGUAGCACUUUAAUAUUAGUGGAAAGCUGAUAUGAAAGCGUGUGAACUGAUGUGCUGAGAUGCUGUCCACCGGUCCAGACCUGCGGCUGCUGCGGCUUUUGUCUUGUGUAACUCUCAUCUUACUUUCUGAAGUUACUGAGGCCAAGAAGGAUUUAAAAAGCGCCUGUAAUACCUGCCAGCAAAUCACUGACAACUUCAACAAGGGCUUUGAGAAAACAGCAAAGCAGAACUUUGGAGGAGGAAACACAGCCUGGGAGGAGAGGAAACUGUCUAAAUAUGAGACGAGCGAGAUUCGCCUGAUGGAGAUUGUGGAGGUACUGUGUGACAGCAGCAGCUUUGAGUGCAACCAUAUGGUAGAGGAGCACGAGGAGCAUUUCGAGACUUGGUGGUUCAAGAGGAAAACAAAACAUCCUGAUCUGCACAAGUGGUUCUGCAUCGAGACCAUCAAAGUGUGUUGUCCAAAGGGGACAUUUGGCCCUGACUGCAAUGCCUGUGUGGGGGGCUCUGACAGACCUUGUCACGGAAAUGGAAUGUGUGACGGAGAUGGGACACGCGGAGGGAAUGGGAAGUGCACCUGUGUCCACGGUUAUAGCGGAGAGUUCUGCUUAGACUGCAUUGACGGCUACUUCAACGAAGUGAGGAACGACACUUUUUCUCUCUGCACAGAAUGCCACUCCUCCUGCAAGACCUGCACUGGAGCAACCAAUCAGGACUGUGACGAGUGCAAGGAAGGCUGGGAGGACGAUGACCAGGAAGCUUGUGUAGAUGUGAAUGAGUGCUCCAAAGACCCCCCUCCGUGCACAGAAGAUCAGUACUGCCUUAACACAGAAGGUUCCUACUCUUGCAAGGCCUGUGAUAAAGUGUGCUCUGGCUGCACUGGAGCCGGACCCGAUAAGUGCCAGACUUGUGGCAGCGGGUACCAAGACAGAGAUGGAACCUGCACAGAUAUUGAUGAGUGUUCUCAGUCAGAGCCAGUAUGCACAGAAGAGCACCAGGAGUGUGUCAACAAUCAAGGCAGCUACACGUGCAUCUGCUCUGAAGGCUACGAGGAGCAAGAUGGCGAAUGUGUCCAAACACAGCAGCCAGAUGAAGUUGAGGAGUCUGAAGCAUCCGAGACAACCACAAGUCCACACAGAGAGCUUUGAUGUCAAAACGGGGACCAGGAUUAGCAAACUGCUGAUAUUUCUGCACACCUGAAGCCCCUCAUUCUCUAAAACUAUCGACCACAUGCACUUAAUGAACCACCGAGAGCCGUGCAGACAGCGGUUUCCAGCAGAGGAUCACUGAUUAAAGGACACGAAAAAGAGACCUUUUUAUGCUCAGUAUGCUGGUUGUUGCUUUUCUCCAGAGUGCUCAAACUGCCAUUUGUUGUCUUUGUGUUAUAUGGUUUUAAAAAGCAAAGGUGUUUCAAUAAAGCUUAAUUAUGUUAAAUUUA